AUGAAGAAUUCUGAUGGAUUUCAACCAAGUUUAAUUCAACAAAAUCUUCAGUGCUUCAACAGCCUAAGAUUAAAGGCAUUAAAGGUAAUGCAAAGUAAUGCACUGACUCGAUCUACAGUCAGUGGUUAUAGUUCUGAUCUGUUGCAAAAUACACAUCAAUACAGGAUCAGCAGUAACACAGGCACGGGAGAUAUUCCUGGUAUUUCCGAAGUAGUGCCUAAAAAAAUCCGUUUUCUGAUUGUCUCCUACCAUUCAGAGCCAAUCUGCGAACAGCUCGACACUUCAACACAAAUGGUUGGUAGUAUAUCUGUAUCAACAGAGACUCAAACUGUAACACUAUCCAACCAUUCUGAAGCUGCAACACAGACAAGCUACAACUGGAUACCAGUAGCUACUGAAGUGAGUGCCACUACAAUUUCGACUUCAAUUCAGACGUCGUCAUCAGAACAAAAUCAGGAUAUCAUUUCAUCUCAUCAUACCAGCGUUGAUGUUCACUAUGCUAACUCCAGUAACAACGAUACUAGUUCGUGUGAACACGACACAAUUAACAAUGAAGACUAUAGUAGUUUUGAAAAAGAGUUUGAUAUUCGGAACUUAGUUACUAUAAACAGUUUUGGUCAUUUUUCCCUAGAUAAUUCUACUAUGUUAUCUAUGUUUGGAUUCGAUCCGCGGAAUUCUCCAUUUGUUCCUUGUGGAUACAUUGAUAUAGGUCACUUACCAGAAACUUUAAACAGUAUAGUACUUCAGGAUAUUAAAAGAAGCGAUAUAAGAUAUGAAAUAAAUGAUGAUAAUUCAUAUAAUGAAAUAGGAAGAGGAAGUUUUGGUGUAGUAUAUCUUGCCAGUAUGAAAAACAUAAAACAUAAAGUUGUCAUCAAAGAAUUUCAUCAUCAUGGUGUAAGCUGGGAAGAUGUCGAACUAGAAGCUCAGAUAUUAUCAUACCUUAAAGGACAAGAUAUAACACCCAAUUUUCUUGGUGUUUUAACACCACGUAAAAAGUCUAGAAAUUACAGUCUAGUUCAAGAAUAUUACGGUCAUGGUAAUGUAGAAGAUAUUUAUCUGGAAUAUGAUUUGCCACCAGAUGCUUGGAUUAUUAUUUGUAAAAAUAUUUGUAAAAGUUUAUUCCAAAUUCAUUGUAAUCAUAUUCUAUUCAAUGAUUUAAAAUCAGAUAAUAUUUUAGUUGACUUAAAUACUUUGGACAUUCGAUUUAUUGAUUUUGGCAUGGCAACAUUCAGGAAAGGUAUGCGAUUUGAAGGCUGUUCGGGAAGUCUAGGAGAGUGUCUAUUCUAUGCACCGGAAGUGAGAGAAGGAUGUUUCUCUACACCUCAAUCAGAUAUUUAUAGUCUUGGUUUUUUAUUUAAACAAAUCAUAAAACGUGCUAAUGUAUAUCAAUUAUUUCCAUUAUAUAAUUCUUGUACACAAAUUCAAGCGAUUGAUAGACCGACUCUACCAGAAAUAAUGGAAAUACUUGAUACAUUAUAG
This is a messenger RNA of Lottia gigantea (owl limpet), 1479 nucleotides long. RefSeq lists its product as hypothetical. Gene Ontology annotation, molecular function: ATP binding; protein serine/threonine kinase activity. Bases 1 to 1479 code for a protein of 492 amino acids. Gene Ontology annotation, cellular component: cytoplasm. Lineage: Eukaryota; Metazoa; Mollusca; Gastropoda; Lottiidae. Gene Ontology annotation, biological process: protein phosphorylation. The record is from RefSeq and is a predicted model, not a curated record. The transcript is spliced from 4 exons.